AUGGAAGUCCUCAGGUCGAGCCUCCCCCAAGCUGCCAUAUUCACUAGAAUACGAAGUUCACGUUUUCUCAAGUUGAAUGGACCUGACGGAGAGCUUGAGGAUGAUGAUGAUCUUCUUCUUCCUGGGCUAGACGAUGAUUCUGCAUGUUUUCUCAGUUCUCUUGAGUGUUUCCUCGACAAUCUCACCAUCAGUUUUCUCAGUUCUCUACAAUACAUUAAACAUCAACGCCAAGAAGAAGAAAAAGAAGGACAAGAAGAAAGUCCACAACGACAAUCUCGUCCCGGAAGGAGGCCACAAGAAGGAGGACAAGGGGAGAAACAGAAACAGCAACAAGAAAACCCGUAUCACGUGCCCUCUGAUAGGUUCCAAACCCGAUUCGAGAACGAAAAUGGUCGGAUCCGGGUCCUCCAAAAGUUCGAUCACGUGUCCCCACACCUUCGGAUGCUCCGAUACUACCGAAUCGUCGAAUACAGAGCCAGACCGGGAACCCUCAUUGUGCCCCACCACUCCGAUGCCGAGUACCUCGUCAUCAACACCAGAGGAAGGGCCAUAGUUACUCUUGUUCUUCCAAAUUACAAGGAGUCUUUCAACCUAGAGCAAUUUGAUGUUUUGAGGGUUCCCGCAGGGGCCAUAUGUUACACUAUUAACCGUGCCAGUGGUCAAGAUCUUGAGCUCAUCAAACUCGCUUUACCCGUUAACAUUCCUGGUCAAAUUGAGAACUUCUACCCCUCUGGCAAUCAAAUUCCCAAUUCUUACCUCAAAGCCUUCAACAGGAAGACUCUCCAGGCCGCCUUCAACGCCUCGUACGAGGAGAUUGAGCAGGCAUUUUGGGGAACAGAGCAGCAGCAACAACAAGGACAACAGGGUUCAGAAGAAGGAGUGAUAGUGAAAUUGCCGAGGGAACAAUUGAGAUCACUGAUCAGCCGUGCCCAAUCAAGGCAAAGAAGGGAAGAGAAGAGUUCACCAUUAGGUCCUUUCAACUUGAAAAACAUUCAGCCUCGCUACUCCAACAACCAUGGCACCUUACGUGAGGCUCACCCUCAACGCUUCGAAGCUCUUCAAGACCUCGGCAUCGGUGUCUCCCACCUAAGACUCAACGAGGGAUCAAUGUUUCUGCCUCACUACAACACAAGAGCGAUAAUACUGGCCUUCGUUGCUGAGGGACAAGGAGACACUGAAAUGGCAGCGAUUCGACAGCAGAGGCAGCGGGAAGGAGAAGGAGAAGGACAAGAGCAUAGAGAAGGACAAUUUAAGAGGUUAGCAGCAAGACUAUCGAAGGGUGAUUUUUUCAUAGUUCCGGCAGGUCAUCCUGUAGCUGUCAGAGCCUCAAGGAACAGCAACUUGGAGGUCGUCGAGUUCGUACUUAAUGCCCCCUACAACUUCAGGAGCUUCCUCGCAGGCAAGAGUCAGAAUGUGCUGAAUGAGUUGGACAGAGAGGUGAAGGAAGCGGCGUUUGAAGGGUCCGGCGAACAAGUGGAGAGGCUGUUGAAUCGACAGAGAGAGUCGUUCUUCGUGGAUCGUGAGGAGCAACCAAGUGGGGGAGGCAGGUCGCCCAGCCAAACUGGUAAGGUUGCUUGGUCUUCAAUCUUGACGGCUUUCAUGUGA
Neltuma alba is the source of this 1605-nucleotide messenger RNA. Its product is annotated as provicilin-like. The transcript is spliced from 7 exons. Bases 1 to 1605 code for a protein of 534 amino acids. Lineage: Eukaryota; Viridiplantae; Streptophyta; Magnoliopsida; Fabales; Fabaceae. The record is from RefSeq and is a predicted model, not a curated record.